CAGGAAUGCUUAGUUUUAAGCAGAACGCCGCAUUUUGAAAUCGGUGGUACAAUUCAUUUGGUAAUUAAUAAUCAAUUAGGCUUCACAACUCCACCUUCCCAGGGUCGAUCGUCAAGGUAUUGCACAGAUUUAGCGAAAACUAUAUCUGCACCUGUAAUUCACGUGAACGGUGACAAUCCUGAGAUGGUUGUACGAGCUGCAAGAAUAGCCUUUAAAUAUCAAAGACAAUUCAGAAAGGAUGUAUUUGUUGAUCUAAAUUGUUUCAGAAGAUGGGGUCACAAUGAAUUAGAUGAUCCUACAUUCACCAACCCUCUCAUAUAUAAAAUUAUACAAAAUCGUGCAUCUGUACCAGAUCAAUAUGCGGAGAAGCUAGUAGACCUAGAUAUACUUACUCCAGAAAGUAUUAAAAAUAUCGUCGAAAGUCACACAGCGUGGUUGAAUAAGACCCUAAAAGAAUCUUCGAAAGACAUAUCGGCACAGUCAACCACUUAUCUUGCUGGAAGAUGGACGAAAAUGAAACAAGCUGAAGCCAAUAUAACACAAUGGGAUACUGGCGUCAAGCUAGACUUGCUACGAUUCGUAGGAGAAAAAAGUGUUCGAGUGCCAUCGAACUUCGAUAUUCAUCCACAAUUGUUAAAGAAUCAUAUUCAGAGUCGUCUAAAAAAGAUCGAUAAUGGUAACGCUUUGGACUGGUCGACUGCCGAAGCAUUGGCCGUCGGUUCUUUAUUAUAUCAAGGAUAUAAUGUGAGAAUAAGCGGGCAGGACGUGGGCCGUGGCACUUUCUCACAGAGGCACGCAAUGCUCGUUGAUCAAUCUACAGGAGCCAUUUUUAUUCCACUGAAUUCGAUGGUUGAUGAUCAAACUGGCAAAUUAGAGGUAGCUAACAGCAUUCUAUCCGAGGAAGCUGUGCUAGGUUUCGAAUACGGUAUGAGUAUAACAUCGCCGUUCACGUUGCCUAUUUGGGAAGCACAGUUCGGGGAUUUCUUCAAUGGGGCGCAAAUAGUUAUCGAUACGUAUAUAACAAGUGGAGAGGCAAAGUGGAUGCUGAGCAGCGGCCUAACAAUGCUUUUACCACACGGGUACGAUGGUGCUGGUCCGGAGCACAGUUCAUGUAGACUCGAAAGAUUCUUACAAUUAACGGACAGUAAGGAGAACGGUGUUGAUGGCGAUGAUGUUAAUAUACAUGUUGCGAAUCCCAGUGAACCAGCACAAUAUUUCCAUUUAUUAAGAAGACAGAUGAUAAGAGAUUAUCGGAAACCUCUGAUCGUGGUAGCGCCUAAAAUUUUAUUACGUCAUCCGGCAGCAGUGUCAUCCUUAUCGGAUUUUGAACCUCGGACGAGCUUCAAAACCAUUAUCGGGGAUGAUAAAGCAGAAAAAGGCAAUGUAACUAAAAUUAUUUUAGUUAGUGGAAAACAUUAUUACGCACUUGACAACUAUCGAGAAACUUCUGGAGACAAGAAUGUAGCUAUUAUCAGAGUAGAAAAUUUAUGUCCCUUUCCUGUCCACGAGUUACUAGAGGAGAUUGCAAAAUAUAAACAUGCAAAAACCUUUAUUUGGAGUCAAGAAGAACCACGAAAUAUGGGCGCAUGGAGUUUUAUUAAACCACGUUUUGAGAACUUAUGUGGACGACAGUUGAAAUAUUGUGGUCGAAAAUCGAUGGCAGCACCAGCUGUUGGAGAUGGACAAAUGCAUCAACGAGAAGCUAACGAAGUUAUUGUUAAACCAUUUACAUUGAAAUAAAAACUA
Temnothorax curvispinosus is the source of this 1746-nucleotide messenger RNA. RefSeq names its product probable 2-oxoglutarate dehydrogenase E1 component DHKTD1 homolog, mitochondrial. Gene Ontology annotation, biological process: tricarboxylic acid cycle. The annotation marks the transcript as partial. Gene Ontology annotation, molecular function: oxoglutarate dehydrogenase (succinyl-transferring) activity; thiamine pyrophosphate binding. NCBI's taxonomy places the organism in Eukaryota, Metazoa, Arthropoda, Insecta, Hymenoptera, Formicidae. The record is from RefSeq and is a predicted model, not a curated record. The transcript is spliced from 9 exons.